UCAGUAUAAUUCGCAAAUGUGAUAAGGUUCCGUUACUUUCGAAUAAUGGUAUAGGGAAAGAACAGAACGUUGCAACGUUUACUGCGGCGUUUUCAAUAACCUCAACAGUCGAAAACGAACGAUUGUUUCGAGUAGAAAUGCCACCAACAAAAAAGACUGAUUUAGAUAAAUUGGCAUGGGUUUGGAUAGAAAGCGUGGAGUUAGAACAAAUUGAAAGGAUACACUUGGAGACUGCUUAUAGAAUAGGUUUAAAAGCAUGUAAAAAUUGCAAACGCAAUUGUACAAAUAAUCCUCAAUGUUUAACUGGACUGGGGGAAGAGAAAUAUAUAAAAUCACAACCAGCAGAAGUAAUGUCCUUAGAAAGUUCUCUGUCUGAAUUACGAGACCCUACACAAUACGUUGGCUUAAAGAAUCUAGGUGCUACUUGUUAUGUUAACAGUUUAAUUCAAAUGUGGUUUCACAAUGAAGAUAUGAGAAGGAUAAUAUACAAAUGGAGCAUCACAGAUGAUCUAGAAGAAACGGAAGCUUUGGCUCAAGCUAAGAAGGCGGGAGUACCAUUCCACCCUGUGACGGCAGUUGGACAGUUGCAAUACAUAUUUGCAAUGAUGCAAUUCGGAAAUCGACGUCUACUCGAUCCAAUGAAUCUAGCUAUUGCGUUGUCAUUGGAUACUAGAACUCAACAGGAUGCACAGGAAUUCUCCAAGCUACUUCUCUGCCAUAUCGAAGGGAAAUUGCAGCAAACCGCAGAACUGAAGCAGAUGCUGCAGAGGCUGACUCAAGGAAAAUACAGCUAUAUCAAUUGCUGCUCGAAAUGCGGUACCGAAUACCCAACCUCUACUACAUUCUACGAAUUGGAUCUGCAGCUUGCAGCCACCUUGAAAGAGGCGAUAGAGAAAUACUUGUCUGUGGAGCAACUGACCGGACCGAAUCAGUAUCAUUGCGUUACGUGCAACGAUAAGAAGGAUGCGCGUCGAUUCAUACGUUUGGAAUCUCUUCCGGAAACAUUGAACAUACAGUUGAUGCGUUUUGUGUUCCAUAGAGAUUCUGGACAGAAAAGAAAGCUGAACUCUUUUAUACAAUUUCCGGAAGAUCUCGAUAUGUCUGAAUACGUGAGGUGUCCACCGCAAACUCAUUUGUACAGCCUAGUCGCGGUUUUGAGUCAUAAAGGCCCGUCUGCGCAUUCGGGUCACUACAUUGCUAAUAUAUGUAAUUCAAACGGAGAAUGGUAUCAGUUUAGCGACGAUAAAGUUGAGAAAAUGCAGAAUAAGAGAAUCGAGGAUGGUGUUAAUGACACUGCAAAAGUUAUAAAACGGGGGCGUAUACCGAAGGGUUUUCUUUCUUCCAAUACCGCGUACAUGUUGGUUUAUAAGAGAGUCACUUCCGAAUGGAGAGCAAAUAAUGUUAAAAGAAAUAGGAAGAAAUUAGAAGCGGAAACUAACAGUAAUAGCGACACGAUAAGCGAAGGAAAAGGGAAGGAUGAACCAAGUUCUAGUUCCGAAUCGAGUGGCUCCGAACAAGUACUGAAAUUCGACGUGGAAAACAAAUUAGAAGAAAAAACUUCAGAACCAUCCACCGAGAAGGAUCAGAUAAUUUCAGCGACAGUGGACUGUACUUUCGAUGAACCAAAUGGCAAACAUUACGAGUCUGAUAACAAAGAAAACCAACACGAAGUACAACCGAAGAAAUCGUUCACAAGAGGUGGAAGGAUAGACUAUAAACGAUUAAACGGUGCUGCCCAUAGAGCCAUGAGUUGCGGUGAACGUGAUUUCUACGAAGAGAUGGAGUUUGAUAAUUGGGAAGUGAGUGUUACGUUGCGUGAUUUGGUGAGGCAAGAGAACGUGAAAUACGAGUUAAGUCUUCUAGCUAUUCAACAAGAAAAACAAAAGGAAGUUGAAGAUCAGAACAUAAAGAGACAACUGGUCAUAGAUUUGUAUAAUAUUAUCGCAAACGCGGUCACCUGGGAGAAGUAUCAAUGGAUCCCAAACGAUUGGUUGUCGAAGUGGCUGAAUGGACACUCGUCCAUCGAUGGAGUACCACCGAUCGACAAUUCAACCUUGAUGUGUUCGCAUUUUCGAUUGGAUCCUUUGAAGGUGAACCGUGCUAAAUGCAUGCCAGUAACAGCCGCGAAUUUGCUUUACGACAAAUAUCGCGGAGGACCACGAUUAGAUGAAACUUCUCUUUGCGAAGCAUGCGUAAGACGUCGAUACAAGUUACUGCGUUUUAAAAUGUCCCUUGAACGCGACUACAAAGAAGUCAGUGAACUUGUACGGAACUUUAAGGAGCCGAUGGAGAAUAGCUACAUAGUAGGCGCUGAUUCGUUAAAGAAUUGGCGAAGACUGGCAAUGGAGAAAUUCAUGGACAGUAUGGAACAAGAAAUAGAAUACGAAGAGUGCCAGGAUCGGAAUGGUCCUCCGCAAGUCAGUAAAAGUACAAGCAAGGAAAACGACAGAUUGAAGGAAAUAGGGGAGGGUGAAGAGAACGAGGUUAUUAUUUAUUUUAACGAAGAUUUACUUUGCGAACAUAAUUCCCUGAAGACGCCGGACUCGUCGAGAAAGAUAGUACCCCGUGAAGCUUGGACGAUUCUCAGGAAAUACUUUCCAGAGUCCAAGGAAUACCCAAUUGGUUCUUUGUCGUGUUCGAUAUGCGAGGAAAAAAUGGAGAACGCGCAGAAGGCAAAGAAAGAUGACAAGAUAAAAGCGAAGCAGCAGAAGGACGAGCUGAACGAGUUGUAUCAUGGUAGAAACAGGAGCGAGAUAUUGAAAUGCAAAGACCCUGAAAAAGUAUUUUACAUCGUGGAAAAAAGUUUCUUGGACAGCUGGCGUUCCUUCGUUCGGUAUGCCGAAGUAUUUUCGAAAACACCACCGGUUGGUAUCCGGAAUGCUGUUCUCCUCUGCGAACCGCACAAAGGAUUCUUGUAUUCACCUACCAUCACCAGUGAUUUGUACACCAUAGUGACGGCCGAGGAGUGGUCGAGAUUAACUCAAUUUUACGACGUCGAUCAUACAAUCAGCAUCAGGAGGAUCAAUUCCGAUUUUCAAAUAGAUCCAAAUCUCUGCGCAGCCUGUAUGCUCGCCAGGGUGGAGCAAGAGCGUCUGGAGAGCUUGAAGUACGACAGAGCGACGAUUUACAUAAAGUGCGUGGAGGAUACGGAGGAAUCGAAGACCGAUUACGAACCCGAGAUGGCUGCGAAGAGACCGAAAAUCGAAAACGCGAGGCCGUCGAGGACCAGGAGGAACCUGAAGGGAUCACACGAACUUAAAGUAUCGUCGGAUAUCACUCUAAAGGACCUGAAGCUUAUGAUGAUGCAGAUCUGCGGUGCUGGACCGUACGACCAACACCUGAUGCUGGGCGAACACGAACUUACCGAUCACAGUCAGAGUCUCGCCGCCCUUGGUAUAUUUCCUGGUGCUCUUCUUACUUUAAAGAUCGACACGCCGAUAGAAAACGAGGCGGACGUGACGGCGGACGCGAGCAACCCCGAGUCCAGUUGCCCGGAAAAGGGUUUCAAGGGAACGGAAUUGGUGCCAAGCUGAUCUGUCUCGGCAACGAUCAGGGGAUAGAUAAAUUGCAUUAUGGCGAGACGUUUAAUAACAAUAGUCGAUUUAACAUAAAAUAUUUUUGUACACGAGUUAUCAUAUAUUAUAUGAUAUACAUAUAGAUAUAGCCUGUACGAUAAUGUAUACAGAUAUACAAUUAACGGAAUGCUAAUCGUCACCGGGGUGAAAGAUUCGGGAGAAAAUAUCGAGAAAUCAUUGUUUUCGUAUUGUUAUUAUUAUUAAUAUUAAGUACUACUAUUAUUAAUAUUUUACGCACAGAUUAGAGUAAAAGAGAAGAACAAAAGGAAAAAAUAAAAAUGUAGCUGCGAACGUGAAAGCAGCGGACAAAUAAAUCCAAAGACGAUUCGAUAUCGCAUUUUGCAAUUAUCGAUCGAUCGAUUAGUGUUCCGUAUUCUCUUCUCCAAUGAGAAACAAAUAAUAAUGUAACGGUGAAAGUGAUUGAUGAGAUGGUUGCGAAAAUGAUCGAGGAAUGUGAUCUUUUGAUUUCUCAUUUAGAGCGAUAGAGUUGUGUGUCGUCGAUAGAUUCGUUAGAAACGUAAAUCUUUCUACUCGUGAGUCUUAGGGAAACUUUUGGAAAUCAAAAAUCAAAAGAUGCCUUAUCGCAGUAGUAAUUAAACGACGAGUCGCACCUUUGGUAUUAAUGAUAACUGUAAUUACUCGAAGUCCUUCUCUUUAUACCUUAUAAAAGGAUAACAAAGAGAUGUUGUAAUUUGAUUUGUAAAAAAAAUACUCGCGAUUUUGAAGUUCGACAAAGAUCUCGGCACUUUUUGUUAACCCUUCCUAAACAGCUGGCACUGGUACAAUUUUUUAAAGAAUUUAUGAAACGUGCUUAGAUUGCAAAUAAUUAAGAUGUACAUUGUAAAAAGAAAAUAUAGAACUUGGAUCAUUUCCACGAACCAUUCUCAGUUUUUUAAGUUUCUAAUAGCAACAUGAGUGAUAUACCCGUGUUGUUGUUUUUUUUUAAAAUCAUUUCGUUCUGAUUAGGUGCUGAUAUUAGCUAUUGUAAAACAAUUUUUAGAAAGAUUUUACUCGAGUUGGGGAUUCAUUUCGAUCGGAGGAGCCGGGUUUUUAUUUCACCCAGUGUGUCAUUUUAUUUUCUGAAUUUUAUACUACUGUCGUUUCAAAAUUUCAGUGGCCCACGAUCAAACAGCACCGUUGUAUUAUAUAAUGGAUUUUACAGAUUUGGGUCACGAUUGACCCGGCUCAACUAUUCGAUGGUGUUAAUACGUACGCUGUAUUUGAACGCCAGUUAUUACACUGACAGAGAAAAAAAAGGUGCUUUCGCGUACUUUAAUUACCGCCUCCAGCUAAUGUUUUUUUCUCCUCUUAAUUUCCGGACAUAAUUAACUGCAACUGCGUGUCGCUGUCGUUGCGUAGACAAUGGUUAUUAGGUGUGUUCGAACGAUUUAGGAAUGAUAUAGGAAUAAUUUACUGUUCGUCGUAGAAGGUAAGAAAAUAAAAAGGGCACGGUAGUGCUGGUCGUGCAUAAUAAUUGUUCUUCUUAUUCCCAAUAUUCACUAUGAAUUUUCUUUUUUCAUUUACGAGGAAAAAGGGUGUAGGAUUUUUCAGAACGGAAGGAGAGCGAGGAUUUGCAAGGACCCUCGGGAUUGUUUAUAAAGCACAGGUGUUUUAACAAAUAGCUGGAAAGGAAGGUGGCGCGUUCCGUCAAGAUUAGAACUCGCAUGCGGGUCCUUCGUAAUACGAAUUAGGGAAAAAGCUUGAUUACCGUGGCAUUUGUAAGGAUUAGAAAGAAAAUAAGUAAAAAAAGGAAGGGACUUAGCGCAGGAAAUCUGGCGCACCCUAAUAAUCCGUCGCGACAUCUCUGAAUCUCCGGUUUCCCUCUGCCUUUUUUUUAAAUUUAGAACAUUCUUUUUUAUAUUUCAGCAAAAUUAUAAUAAUCAUGAAUAUUAAAUUAGCGUUAUAAAAGAGUCAUACCGGGGGACAGAAUUUGGAUACCAAAACAAGGGUUGAUGUUAAUUAAUUAAAUCUAUACGGCACGGCAACGAUUUAUAAGGAAGUUUAAUUAUCCAGUGGCAAGUUUAAUGUAGUUAGACCCAUUGAACUGCCGGCAAGAUUGUUUUACAAAAGUAAAUGAGCCAAUGAUGACUCGAGAAUUUGGGACCACCUAGAAACCAGGCGAACUCUUCCAGCCUUGCCUGAAAACUUCUCGGCAACUAAUUAACGUACAACCAUCAAAAUACGAUCCCAUAAUUUCGAUCCAAUUUUAUAUGAAAAAAGUUCAAAUAUUUCUAACCCUUUCGAAUUCAGAUGAACCUUAACUCUUUUGAAAGACAACCAUCAUUCGUUGAUGAAUUCUAAAUCUAACAUCGAUUCUGAUACGAAGAAAAACAGAGUUCAGUUGAACAAGAUCGAAGAAAAAGUUUUCUUUUCAAGUUGAAAGAAGACAUGCAAGAGAAGGGUGGGGAAAGAGAGCAGCGAAAGGGGUGUUUGCCAGACAAGUGUUGACCGUUUCUUAGACUUCGAUGAAACCCUUCCUGAUCUCUAAAGCCAAGGUCACUCGUUGUCAACCAUUAGCAAGAAGCUGGAAGGAAGAUUCAGGAUAUACGAAGAAUUUCUACGAGGAUCUCGAGACAUUGUUCGACGAUCUCGCGAUAUGAUUUAGGCCAGGGACAAAACUAUCGCGGCGUGGUAGACAACGGGGCGAGUCAAACGCAAAGCUGAGAUGACAAAUGAAAGGAAGGAGAUGUUUGGUGGCGUGGGUGGAGGGAUGAAAGUGUUUCAUUUGUAGCAGGAACGUAUCGCGAAUCUCUUCGUUCCUCUCGCCGGUGUCUCUGUUACUCACCCUCUUAUCUAUUAGAAGGAUUCCCUUGGCGUGUGUCUUCGAACAUUGCGCACGAUUCGAGUGAUUGUACGGGAUAAAUUUAUUUCUUUUUGAAAAAGAUAUCAUUUUUAAAAGAUUUUUGAAUAAAAAGUCUAAAGACGCUUGUGGUAGAAUUUCCUAAGGUCUCGAUCGUCGAGAUGGUUACUGGUAAACGGUACCGACUCCGAUCAGCCGGGAACAUGUUAAUUAGCGGUAAUUAAAGCGUGCCUCGGUCCAUUAUCCAGCGUGGAUCGGUAACUUUUGCAUUUGCUCGUACGACGUGGCUUACCACGUUACCUGGAAUCCCCUUUCCUUCGUGGACACGUACCGGUAUCAGGCGAAGGCAUAAUUAAUUUCUCUGCUUCUUGGAUUCUUAUAAUUAACGAGGAAAUAGCUAAUUAUCCAAUCAAAUUCCUUCGAUGCCGUACGAUCGAUCACGAACACGAUCCUCUUAAAAAUCCGAGCAGAUCUCAUAAA
Messenger RNA from Osmia lignaria (orchard mason bee), 6855 nucleotides. Its product is annotated as ubiquitin carboxyl-terminal hydrolase 48. The record is from RefSeq and is a predicted model, not a curated record. Lineage: Eukaryota; Metazoa; Arthropoda; Insecta; Hymenoptera; Megachilidae. Gene Ontology annotation, molecular function: cysteine-type deubiquitinase activity; cysteine-type endopeptidase activity. Gene Ontology annotation, biological process: protein deubiquitination. Gene Ontology annotation, cellular component: cytosol; nucleus.